Penicillium crustosum is the source of this 4206-nucleotide messenger RNA. Its product is annotated as putative SNF2 family helicase/ATPase. Bases 1 to 4206 code for a protein of 1401 amino acids. Gene Ontology annotation, molecular function: protein binding; ATP binding; ATP hydrolysis activity. The record is from RefSeq and is a predicted model, not a curated record. NCBI's taxonomy places the organism in Eukaryota, Fungi, Ascomycota, Eurotiomycetes, Eurotiales, Aspergillaceae. Gene Ontology annotation, cellular component: nucleus. The transcript is spliced from 2 exons.
AUGUCUUCAAGUGAAGACCCUCAGGACUGGACGGUCGAUCAGCUUGUCACGUUUCUCUGCCGUGACGAACCAGGACAAUGGUCCUGUAAUUUGCCUUGCCCAGAUCUUAUGGCCCUGGAAAGCUCCCUUCGGGAAAACAUGGUCUCAGGGCCAGCUUUUCUUCGUUUCGAUGACCAUUAUGUGAAAGAGUUGGGAAUCAAAGCCAUUGCUCAUCGCCAAUAUCUCAUGCAAGCCAUAGAAUGGCUACGGCGAUCGUCGCCGAAGUUCCAGGCGCAACAGCAAAAGGGACAGCAGGGUCCCAAAGCACUUUCCAGCGAAGAUGAACUUUCAUCAGAACUCCUUCUCGACAUCAUUGAUCGUAACACCUCUCUUGACAAUCCUCUCAAACCCACUACUCCUAACGAUGCCACCAAUCCCAACCUUCUUCAUAACGCCCUUUCACCGGCCCAAACAGAGGGAAAGAAACCUCGCCGGAUGGAGACCACAAUCACCCAACGACCUCCCCUAUCUUCUCUCCUGGAGCCACCUUCAACUCAUCAAAAACCUGCUCCUAAUCCCACCUUUGGCAACGAAGCUUUUUUUGACCAUCUCAUGGAAACCUAUCCCCCAAACGAUGCGGAUGUUCUCUCACUUCUCGGAGAAUCCAGCUCCGAGGGUGAAUACGAUACAGAAACUCGUGAGGAAAUGGAAGAAGAUGAGAGGCAAUUCCGCCUGGACACUUCCCCGGAUACGUCGGGGACCCUGGGAGAUGCUGAAUUCAAUGAAAUCGUCGAUGAAUACAUUAAUUCGCGAAAAAGCCAGUUCGUCGAAAUUCGAUUGCCGAAAGAGCAACCUAAUGGGUUUCAAAUUUGGGCCAGAGGCCAAAAGUUUCCAAGCAUGAAAAGCCAAAUUUCGACACGGCUCGUCCACCUGGAGAAACGGUUUCAAGCCCUCCGCAAAGCACUCGCCGAGGCACAACACUCCUCGCGUUCGUCCUUACUUCAAGCAUGUGCAUGCUUAGACCCCACUGUCAUUGAUAUUUGCUUGGAUCGAUGGAGGCUUUCCGUUCUUGAGAAAGCUAGCCCACCGGCAAAAAUUGCUCGUCCUCCACGCAACCCACGACCAAAAAAGCCCAAUGUGAAUUCAGACGGCGAAGAGACUCUGAGUUCGGAUUCAGAUUGCAUUCAUGACACCGAAGACGAGAAUAUGAGUUCAGAUUUGGAUUCUGUGCGUGACACGGGAGAAAUGGAGGAUAACGAAUCACUGAAAACAUCUGAAGACGACUUUGAAGAGGGCGAGAUUGCGCAGGACGAGAAGAAGCCACACCCUCGCGCAGCGUAUCGCAGUGGACCUUUCCAUGACUACUCUUCAGACGAGGACCUCAGCCAUCUUUUCUACAAAGAAGAAAAUUACGAGCCCCCAGCCGCUAAGAGGCGCCGCUUGGAGAAAGAUAGCGUCCACCAAGAUAGUCCUACUUCGCCGCUGAUGACAAUGACAAUUCUGCCGUUUGACCGGGACGUGGCGCUGCCCGCGAAUGAGCGUGAAGCAGACAGCCAUAUGGAGACAAAGACCCAUCUUAUCGACCCAAUGCGCCCUAAGAUACACGAGUCUGUGGACUCGGCGAGUGAUGACGGCAGUGAAACUGAUGUGCAUGUUUUUGACGAUGUCUCUUCCAUGACGUGGGAUACUAUUGAAGAGGGUGGAAAUCGAAUUUAUGUGAUAGCGAAAGCCCUCACAGGUUUGCCGAACAGUCGGAUCAACCAACUUUCGAAAUUUCUCGGAACUUACAUGCUCCCUGUUUAUCAAGAACUAACGCGAGAGGGGCUGAAAAAUAUGUCUGAUGAUUCAUCGGUGAUGGAGGGCAGGGACCCCGAGGAGAGUCAUUCCAUAAUGCUAAUGACUACCUUGUUUGUGUCAUGGGCCAAUGUCAUCCGAGUCCCUUCUGGUGGAUUUGAACCAAAACAAGUCAAGGUUACACUCUCGGCAGUCCAUGAAGACAAUGAUGAAGAUGGCUUCCCUUUUUUCCUGGAUUGCUUGAAUGACCUUGUGAAGGAAUACGAGGAAUCGUCGAUUUCACCGUCGCGUAUCCAAUCUGACAAAACAAACAUACGUAUUCGACGCCAGCGCCGCCGGCGGAAAAGGGCAGUUGCGAGAAUGACGAUGAACCCGGCUCAAAAGGAAGGCCAGGAACGACAAAAAAAACAGGCAUUACUUGAGUCUCGCCUUGGCCAAGGACAUGUUCAUAAGGAAAUUACGGCGGUGCCGGUUUCUUUCCAGGAGCCCAUAAUCUACCUGGACUCACACAUUGCACAACAUGUCAAACCCCACCAGAUCUCUGGCAUACAGUUCAUGUUCCGAGAAAUUGUCGAGAACAAGAGAGAGGAAGGGUGUUUGCUUGCCCACACCAUGGGGUUGGGAAAGUCGAUGCAAGUGAUAUCCCUUCUCACUACAAUUUCCGCUGCUGCGGCAUCACAAGACCCGACUGUUCGGAACCAGAUUCCGGACCAAUUCCGAAAAUCCAAAACUCUGCUGCUGUGCCCAGCAGCGCUGAUUCAAAAUUGGUGCAAUGAGUUUGCGAUGUGGUCUCCCGAAAACAACAAACUCGGCCAGAUCCGCCCCGUAUUGGCAAAACACUCGGGCUCUCGCCGAAAUAAAGAGAUUGGUGCAUGGAAUGAUGCGGGUGGUGUACUGAUCAUCAGCUACCAAAUCUUCCGCAAACUUGUUCAGAACAACACGGAACAAAAUGAGGACCAGGAACAACAAUCGAUCAAUGAGAAUAUCAAGUUUUGGUUGCUGAACAGCCCAAAUAUUGUUGUGGCCGACGAAGCCCAGAAUUUACGCAACCAAAAGAGUCGAAUUGCUGAAGCAACAUCCCGUUUUCGCACCAGGAAAAGGAUUGCCCUUUCAGGAACUCCGUUAUCCAAUGGUGUGGAAGAUUACUAUUGGUUGGUUGAGUGGGUAGCGCACCACUACCUGGGUCCCUUUGCUGAUUUCAAUGAUCUAUUCAUAAAACCGAUCGAAAAUGGCUCGCAUAUUGAAAGCACCAGAGCGGAACAAAGAGAGGCACUCCAGCGCCAGGCGCUGUUUCUCAGAAUCAUCGAGCCGAAGGUGCAGCGAGUGGACAUGUCCACUUUGACAGACGAAUUGCCACCGAAACACGAAUUCUGUAUUUACUUAGAGUUGACAGAGCUCCAAAAAGGCGUGUACAACCUUUUUGUUGAUGACUUGAGACUUGGAAAGGUCCAGUCUGUGAGCACGAAACUCCUGUCAUUCCUGAAUCUCCUGCAGCUGUGUUGUAUUCACCCCGCCCUGUUUAAGACACAGCUGGAAAGCCGAGAUGUCAAGCGCGCUCGGGACAAUCAAACAUGCCUUAGCAGUGAUGAAAUCGGUACGUCUCUUGGUGUCGGCAUCCCCGCCCAAGAGAAUGCUCUUUCAGGUUUGAUGUCAUGUGAACUGGAGAGUCUGCUGAACCGGGUCCCAGACUUGCUGAAUCCCAGCCUGUCCAGUCGAGUGACCAUACUCAAUGAGAUUGUGAACCAGGCAAUUGCACUCGGUGACAAAGUCCUGGUGUUUUCGUCCAGCAUUCUAGCAUUGAAUUACCUGGCGGAGUUUAUGGACAAGACGCAGAGGAAUUAUUGCCUCAUUGACGGCAAUGUGGGCCCGGCCAGGCGUCCUGAGCGAAUUCGGAUUUUCGACAACGACCCCACAACCCAUGUGUGUUUUGUUUCAACUCACGCUGGUGGUAUCGGCUUUAACAUUCAGACAGCGAAUAGGAUCGUGAUAUUUGACUUCCUGUUCAAUCCCACAUGGGAGGAGCAAGCAGUCGGGCGUGCAUAUCGCAUUGGGCAGAAAAAGCCCGUUUAUGUGUAUCGCAUGAUCGCCGGUGGUACCUUCGAAGAGAAGCUUUACCGCAUGAACGUGUUUAAAAACCAGCUUGCUUACCGUAUGGUCGACAAGAAGAACCCUGUGCGUAUGGGGUCCAAAUCACAGGACCCCUACCUUGCGCAUUGCACAGCUAGUUCUGAGAAACGCAGCAUUGAGAAGUCGGUCCUUGAGGCUGACGCUGGAAUGAUAAACGGGAUUCUGUCGUCUGAGUGCGCUGCGUCGAUAAUAACGAUCAAGCUCUCAGGCCCGCACGUGGACCCUGGCGACAUAUUGACAACUGUCGAACGGCAGACUGUCGAGGAUGAGCUGCGCGUACAACGCUUGCGUCUGGAUUCUCGCUGA